GAGCUUUUCUGUACCAGCCUCAUGUGUCUUUUUUGUUCUCGUUGACAAACUCCCUCCAUAACGGUAGUUAAUGGUUUGUCCCGUAAUCAUGUUCUUGUGUAUAUCACAGUAAAAUCGAGACCAUGAAUGUCUUAUAGUUGUGUUGCACGAAAAUCGAAACAAAUUCACCUUUUACAACAAUGGAGGGAGUGGACGAAGUGGUGGCAGCGUUGCAGGGUGGAGACCAGGCGGAAAUAUACAAGCAUCUGCAGUCAUUCAACACACAGCAUGCACAGACGUUUGGCUUCCCAGAACUUCAGCAAGACCAGAGAAAGGAUCUUGUAUCAGCGAUCCUUGAAGUGUUGAACAAGGACAUGCAGCCAUCGUGCCACGCCACGUGUCUGUCCACCAUUCGCAUCCUGAGCCGGGACAAGGCCUCCCUGCAGUUCCUAGCCAAGCCGCCGUGUGUCACCACACUCCUGAAGCAUGCUGGGAUGGAUGGGGCGGAGGCUGUGGUUGAGCUGCCAGAAGAUGAAGUGAUGGCAGAGGCAGAGAAGUGCCUGUGUAACAUCAUCUUCACAAGUCCCACUGCACAGAGACUCUGCAGUUCUAAUGGCUGUGUGGAGGGGGUGGCUGGCAGGCUGAAGUGCAUCUCAGACCCUCAUCUGUCCUAUGAUGUCAAGAUUUUUGCUGUAAGGCUGACAUUCCUACUGACAGCUUUGUGCAUUGACAUCAGACAAAGACUGCAGGUUGAGUUUAAUGCCCCAGCACUGCUGCUGUCAGCCAUGGAGCACACUCUGGGUGUGGAGAACAACAGCACUCUGGGUACACUGGAGGGUGUGGUCCUGACAGAUGAACAGGUGGACCUUCUGUCAGAGAUCCUCAAGACCAUGUUCAAUGUCACCCUCACUGGACAGGCCAGGCAGCUGGACGAGGAGGAGCUGGAGCGGUACAAACAGAUGACAGCUGUGUGCAGGUAUAUGCUGAUGUGUCGAGCAUCUAGUGAGACAAAACAAGAGGAGCUGCAUAGUCACACUAUCAACCUGAUGACCAACAUGCCCAGGAGCUGUCUAGGUGAGGUGAUAGUCCGACAGGGGGAGCGGGGCGUGGGGACGGAGUAUGACGGCUGGAACAUGGACGCCAUCAUGACCAUUCUGGACUUCUUAGAGAGAAGAAUAGACCAGAACAAACGUCUAUUGGAGACCCUGACCCCAGUCCUGACCUGUCUGAUCGCCAUCUCUAGAGCCAAUCGUAACAUCAGGAAGUUCCUCAGAACUAAGGUUUUGCCACCCUUGAGAGAUGUGGAAUCCUUACCACAGGAGGGCUGUAAGUUGCGCAACAAGUGCGUGCGUCUGAUGACCUGUGUAGUAACGGAGGUGAAGGAGACAGCUGCAGAAUUCCUCUUUGUUCUGUGCAAGGAGAAUGUUGACAGGCUGGUGAAGUACACAGGGUUCGGUAACGCGGCGGGACUGCUCGCGCACCGCGGCCUGCUGGCGGGCGGGCCGUCUUCUGGACAGGACAACUACUCCAGUGGGGAUGAGGAAAGUGACACAGAGGAAUACCUGGUGGCCAAGGACAAAAUUAACCCAGUGACCGGGAGGGUGGAGCCUGACCGACCUAACCCCCUGGAGGAGAUGACUGAGGAACAGAAGGAACAUCUCUUCAUGCAGCUGGCCAGCGACUUUGACAAGUUAACAAGGGAAGGCAUUGUAAAACCCACCAUGAUUGGCAGUGACGGGCGGCUACACGUGGUGGAGGGGGGCGUGGCCGAGAUGGUGGCCCGCGCACAGACUCCGCCCCCUGAUCACUCCGACAACGAAGAGGACGAUCCAAACGAGUGAUUGUUGUUCUUUCCUGUCCUGCACCCAGGAAAUGGCCAAAGCUUUUGCAAAAUCAACUUGUUGCAUGUGGGCUGUUCCAUUAAAUUAAUCAGGGGUGGACAAGUUUAUUUCCUGAAAGGGGACAAUGGAAAACUAAUACCAAACAGUGGGGACAGACACACAAAUUGUGUAAAUAAACGUUUGACCUUUUAUUUGGGAAGAAAACAAGACCACCCCUACUUUUUGAUGGAGCAGUCCAAGGACGAAGUACAUACUAUAUGUAUGAAUAUGUUACCUGUAGAUUGUUCUACAUGUACAUGUACAUGUAUAUACCAGAGUACUACAUAUUGUGUAUACAAUGUAAUUGACUAAUAUACAUGUAUAAGCUAUUGUUAGUUAGCAUUGGAUAUCACUUUGUAUACGGUAAUUCUGUUGU
Molecule: messenger RNA, 2235 nt
Organism: Branchiostoma belcheri (Belcher's lancelet)
Lineage: Eukaryota; Metazoa; Chordata; Leptocardii; Amphioxiformes; Branchiostomatidae
Product: synembryn-A-like
Exons: 16
Coding region: 180-1820 (546 amino acids)
Biological process (GO): G protein-coupled receptor signaling pathway
Cellular component (GO): cytoplasm
Molecular function (GO): guanyl-nucleotide exchange factor activity; G-protein alpha-subunit binding
Source: RefSeq, a predicted model, not a curated record